AUGGACUACACCCCAAACGACGCUGGCAACCCUGCCGCACGCUAUACGUACCUGCAGAGUUCGGAUGAACAGCAAGCAAACAACAACGCCACUGCUCAACCUGGGCCUUCACGCCUUCCUCAACUGGAUGGAUAUCAACCCCAUCCUGCCACCCCCCUGCCUCAUUAUGGCCAGGUAGGAGCGUUCAGUGGUUAUCCUGACGCUGCCGUCUCGUCUCAGCCCGGAUACCAUCACCAGCCACCAACUCCACCCGGGCACGAAGAUGACGUCCAGAAGCUGUUGGACUGGCAUGCACAGCAGCAUGCGCAGCACCAAGCUUCGGAGCAGGUCCCUCGCACCAUUGACCCCAAUGGCUAUGCCAAUCGUCACAACUAUGCCGGAUCUUUCAACCCGCCUCAGGCACCGCUGCCAGACGCAGCUCCACCUCGUCCAGUCACACCUCCUCAUCACUAUGCCCCCACACUUGCCAAUGCUGCGAUUGGCCCAUCCCCUGGGCACGACGGCAUAACGCCAAUAGACGAGGAGACGAUCCGCAAGCAACAAGAGUACGUGAAAAACGCCCAGAGAAGCGCUGAGAGGCGACGACAAAAGAAGCUGUCCAGCGCCAGUUCUAAGGCGGGUUCGAUGGCACCACCGCAAGCCGUUUUGAGCACCAAGCGCAAGCGGUCCACCAAGAAGUCAACAGGCUCCACGUCUACACCUGGUCCAAAGCGCCGUAAGCCUCUUGUGAUGCAACAUGGGCUCCCUGAUGCCGAUGAGAUGUACGCACCUCAUCAUGGCGGGCUUGCUCAUGCGCCUACUCAUGAUCAGGACAACUCGGGCUUCGGAAUUCUGUACCCAGUCCACCAACCUCAAGCAGGCCCCACAAACUUCAUGCCCUCAUACGCACCGAUUUUCAACACAUCAAUUUUUGAUGUACCUCGGAACCAGCGGCUCUUGUCUCCUCCAGAGCCUGCACCGCCCGCACGCAUCGAUUGGGACACUCAGCCUCAAGACAUCACUGCCAACUAUGCUGACUACAAGUGGUCUGUCAUCCUGUUCCAGCUACACAAAGCAUGCGGCUUCGAAUUUGCAGAGUCCUGGCUCGACAACCUGGUCCAAACCAACAACCUUGGACCGCCUAGUCACAGAUGGCACGCCCACAGCUCGCGCGGCUUCAUUCAGGAUGGCGAUGCUCUAUCUUUUAUCGCGCUCCAUAACGCUGCCGAUCCGUUUGAGUGGGGUUUGUCGCCGACGUCUACGACUUCAAUCGGUGUGUAUGGUCGCUUUUGGCAGGACCGAGAUGAGAUGAUUUGGAGGACCUUCGCGCCUGGCUUUUCCUCGCUGCUUGAUUAUUGCCAGCAUAUGGGCGGAAUCAGCGUCAAGCAGACUUGGAAGUUUGACAAUCCGAAAGCCUCGGAGCGUCGCUUUCACAGAGCGUAUUGGCUGUCGGCGAGGAUGCAGCCGACCAAGGACUUGCUGCAUCACAGUGGCAUGGAGACUGGUGAGAUGCUAGUCGAGAUGUACGAUGAUGGGUUCGAAGUCAGCGAGAAGGAUUUGCGUAGUGAGAAGGAUUGGAAUAGGACGGAGGAGCAGAGUCAAGACGCGUGGAAUGCGGUGUUGGAGAAGAACGAGGAGAUUGGAGAUGUGCUUGAUGGCGGGGCGAGGUUUGAGCAUGUUUUCAUCGGAAGCACGGAGGUGGAUAACUUGUGA
Molecule: messenger RNA, 1692 nt
Organism: Parastagonospora nodorum SN15
Lineage: Eukaryota; Fungi; Ascomycota; Dothideomycetes; Pleosporales; Phaeosphaeriaceae
Exons: 2
Coding region: 1-1692 (563 amino acids)
Source: RefSeq, a predicted model, not a curated record